ACCAACACUGCGCCACAUGCUUAAGAAUAAAACUUUUUGUUGCCUUUUGCGGCUGAUUUGUCACUGCCCGAUUAUCUCGCCAGUUAAACCCUCCAUAUAUGAUAUUUAAACUAAAUCUUAAGAAGCCAUGAGUGCCAGCGAGGAGUUCCAGAGCUGGCUAAAUGAGCAGCUGCGAAAACUGAAUACGGACGAGAACAUUUUCGGGUCGUAUAUUGUUGGCAUUUUGGAAGGCGAUGAAACGACUGAGGAAAAAACCGAGGCUCUCGAAGGCAUUCUCAGCGAAACUGGGGCUGCCAAUAUCGACGAACUCGUGGGCACCAUUCUCCAGAAAUGGCUACAAAGUCAUCCCAGCGCCGAUGAUCCGCCCAAGAAAGGUCUGGACAUCGAUGUGAAUGCCCAAUUGGCCAAGUUGCUGGAGCAACAGAAGCUGCAACCCGCCGUAAACAAGGAGCGCGAAUACACGGAGGAGGAGCGCCGCAUCAAGCAGCAGAUUCUCGCCCAGUACUCCCAGACUGCUGUUGUGAACCAGGAUGAUGACGCUUCCGAGUCGGAAAGUGAUGAUGAAAGUGGAGUCCUCGCCAAGAAUACCAACAAAUCCGAUGUCCAGGCGCUCGCCAAGGAAAAACGGGAGCAGGCUCGAAUGGACAGCGCCGCCAAAAAGCAAAAGGACAAGGACGAUCGCGAAAAGCAGAAGCAACUGCGCGAGGAAAAGAAGGAGAAGCGCAAAACCGUCAAAGGCGAGCGGCGUCGGUAACCGUCCUCAAGUGCAAAUUUUAAGUCUCUUCCUAUACAAACCGAUUUAUACAACUUUGUAAAGUACUUAUCGCUUAUAUGCAAAGGCAGACAGAAAGUGUUUGCAUAUAUACGAUAUUUGCAGCAGAGCUAAAUAAAAUACAGUAACUGUCAACAUGCGUUGCAUAUAGGCGAAAUUAGCAUAUAAUGCAUAUAAGCGAUGUAUAAUGAAUGUAUUACAAUUGAAACACCAAAUUUUUAAAUUGA
Messenger RNA from Drosophila rhopaloa, 999 nucleotides. RefSeq names its product coiled-coil domain-containing protein 43. The transcript is spliced from 3 exons. The record is from RefSeq and is a predicted model, not a curated record. The coding region runs from base 128 to 754 and encodes 208 amino acids. NCBI's taxonomy places the organism in Eukaryota, Metazoa, Arthropoda, Insecta, Diptera, Drosophilidae.